AUGCGGGGGCCGUCGUGGUGCCCGUGGCGGCGGGCGGCGUCCCCCGGGGCGGGGGCCCGGGGCAGCCGGUCCUGGGGCGGGGGUCCCCGGCCCCCCGACAGGCCCCGGGCCCGGGGCUGGCGCCUGUGGCUGGCCACGCUGCUGCUGUUCACGGUGCUGCUGUGGACCCCCCUGUGGCCGUGCGCCGGGCCCCCGCGGCCUGCCCCGGCCCCCCCGUUGGCCCUGGACGCCCCGGGCGGGCCCCUGGGGGCCCUCCGCCUGGCCUUCUGCGACGCCUACACCCUGGGCGACCUGCUGCUGGCCGGCCGGGCCGGGCCCCAGGGGCCGGGCUGUAGCCUGGACGCCCUCCGGGGCGACGGCGACGCCUGCGCCCGCUGCCUCGGGGCCUUCCGACGCCUCGACCGACACGCUCAGGAAAAGUUUGACGAGUUCGACGGCCUCCUGAGGAGGUACCUGCCGGCCCCGGACUACUCCGUGCGCUCCUGCGUCGGGGACUGCAAGGCCGUGUACAAAGCCUGGUUGUGCUCCGAGUACUUCAACGUGACCCAGCAACAGUGCCGCCGCCGGGUCCCGUGCAAGCAAUACUGCCUGGAGGUGCAGACCAGGUGCCCCUUCGUGCUCCCGGACAACGACGACCUGAUCUACGGAGGGCUCCCCGGCUUCAUCUGUGCAGGGUGGCUGGAGGGCCCGGCGGGCGGCGAGGAGGCCACGUGCUGCGACGUGCAGUGGGACUCGUGCGACUUCCCGCCGGACGGAGGCGAAGGCGGCGGCGGCAACGCGUCCGCCCCGCCCCCCGACCACCACCACCACCGCCGCCGCCGCCACCACCACCAUCACCACCAGCAGCCAACGCGGCGGCGGCGACGCGUGGUGUCCUUCUCCGGGGCCGGGGCCGGGGCCGGACCGGAGGCGCUGCCCGCCCGGGAGGAGGGCCUGGCCCGGGACGAGUGACCUAAGGGCCGGGCGGGGAGCCCGCAUCUGCACCGGCGGCCGGCAGGGGGAGCGUGCGCGCGCAUGCGCGCGGCCAACUCCCUCCAGCAGCGAUGGGGGGCGAGAGGCCUCAUCGCUAACGGCCGGCGGGGGGAGAGCGUGCGCGCGCAUGCGCGCGGCCAAUUCUCUCCAGCAGCGAUGGGGG
Molecule: messenger RNA, 1135 nt
Organism: Tachyglossus aculeatus (Australian echidna)
Lineage: Eukaryota; Metazoa; Chordata; Mammalia; Monotremata; Tachyglossidae
Gene: NALF2
Product: family with sequence similarity 155 member B
Exons: 6
Coding region: 1-951 (316 amino acids)
Biological process (GO): calcium ion import across plasma membrane
Cellular component (GO): plasma membrane
Molecular function (GO): stretch-activated, monoatomic cation-selective, calcium channel activity
Source: RefSeq, a predicted model, not a curated record